This is a messenger RNA of Lepisosteus oculatus (spotted gar), 4342 nucleotides long. RefSeq names its product solute carrier family 12 member 1 (gene slc12a1). Gene Ontology annotation, biological process: sodium ion transmembrane transport; sodium ion homeostasis; potassium ion homeostasis. Gene Ontology annotation, molecular function: sodium:potassium:chloride symporter activity. Gene Ontology annotation, cellular component: apical plasma membrane. Lineage: Eukaryota; Metazoa; Chordata; Actinopteri; Semionotiformes; Lepisosteidae. The record is from RefSeq and is a predicted model, not a curated record.
GGCAGGAUACACCCUGGACAGGACACCAGUUCAUCGCAGUCAACUGUCCAGUUAAAAAAUAAGAAUAAAACAAAGGUGGCACGAUUCAAAUGAAUUCCAAUCUGAGGGGUCAACUUUAAUUAUAUUACACCUUGAAGUUGUUCAUUAGAACUGUAAAAGUAGUUGUCCUCUAGUGUUCAAUAUUCUAAACAAAGAAAUCAUCAGGGUCCAUCAAUGGAAGAUUAUAGCUCAACUCUGGAUGGUCAAAGACAGAGCCCGACACGUUUUCAGGUGAAGAGAGUGCAAGACAAUCUAAACUCAAGUGCAGUUUACACGGUGAAUGAAGACGAGCCUCCACAUUAUGAAGAAACAUCCUUCACAGGUGGAAAUGAGUGCAGAAGAAGUUUCAGAAACGGGGACAGAGCCUUGUACAGCCAUGUUUCCCACAAUGGGGAGGUGAAGUCUGCAGAUGGGGGCUUCCAGCCAUAUGACAGCCACUCCCCUGCCUACUAUCUGCAAACAUUUGGGCACAACACCAUGGACCCAGUGCCCAGGAUUGAGUUCUAUCGCAACACGGGCAGCGUUAGUGGAGUGAAAAUCAGCAGGCCCUCCCUGGAAGAGCUGCACGAGGAGUUCAAGAAGAAUCUAGAAGCCGUUGGACCAGGAGCAGGGGCAGCAGCUGGGGAUGGGUCACCCACAGAUGAAGAGGAAGGAAUCACAGAUCAGAACCAAUCAGGAUUUGUAAAGUUUGGCUGGAUCAAGGGCGUGUUGGUAAGAUGCAUGUUAAACAUCUGGGGGGUGAUGCUUUUCAUUCGACUCUCCUGGGUUUUCGGUCAGGCUGGCAUAGGUCUUGGUAUUGUGGUUAUUUGCCUGAGUGUUGUUGUUACAAUCCUGACAGGGAUUUCCAUGUCUGCAAUUUGUACCAAUGGUGUUGUCAGAGGAGGUGGUGCUUAUUACCUGAUUUCCCGGAGUCUGGGGCCAGAGUUCGGUGGGUCAAUUGGCCUGAUUUUUGCCUUUGCCAACGCUGUAGCUGUAGCCAUGUAUGUUGUGGGGUUUUCUGAGACAGUGGUGGAUCUUCUUAAGGACAACAAUGCAAUAAUGGUCGACCCAGUUAAUGAUAUCCGGAUCGUUGGAUGCAUUACGGUGGUUUUGCUUCUGGGAAUUUCUGUGGCUGGGAUGGAGUGGGAAGCAAAGGCUCAGGUCCUACUGCUGAUCAUUUUGCUGGUGGCUAUUGCUAACUUCCUCAUCGGAACAGUCAUCCCAUCCAACAACGAUAAAAGAGCACAGGGCUUUUUUAAUUAUCAAGCAUCUAUAUUUGCUGAGAACUUUGGCCCAGACUUUCAAGAUGGAGAAGGGUUCUUCUCUGUCUUUGCCAUCUUUUUCCCUGCAGCUACAGGGAUUCUAGCUGGUGCCAACAUCUCAGGAGAUUUAAAGGACCCACAAGCAGCAAUUCCCAAAGGCACCAUGCUUGCUAUAUUCAUAACAACCGUUACCUAUCUGGGUGUUGCAGUCUGUGUAGCUUCCACGGUUGUGCGAGACGCAACAGGAAACGUGAACCACACAGUCGCAGCUGGUACCAGCUGCAACGGCUCAGCUGCCUGCUACCUGGGCUAUGACUUCUCUUCCUGUAGGACCCAGCGCUGCUCAUUCGGCCUGAUGAAUAACUUCCAGGUGAUGACAAUGGUCUCAGGAUUUGGCCCUCUGAUAACUGCAGGGAUAUUUUCAGCUACUCUGUCCUCUGCUCUGGCCUCACUCGUCAGUGCACCUAAGGUUUUUCAGGCACUUUGCAAAGACAACAUCUACAAAGCUCUGUACUUCUUUGCCAAAGGUCAUGGGAAAAACAAUGAGCCGAUCCGAGGAUACGUCCUCACCUUCAUCAUCGCAGUUGCAUUUAUCCUGAUAGCGGAACUGAACACCAUUGCACCUGUCAUUUCCAACUUUUUCCUGGCUUCAUAUGCCCUUAUCAACUUCUCCUGUUUCCAUGCCUCCUAUGCAAAAUCGCCAGGAUGGAGGCCUGCUUAUAAAUACUACAACAUGUGGGUGUCUCUGUUCGGAGCAGUGCUGUGCUGUGGUGUGAUGUUUGUCAUCAACUGGUGGGCUGCACUGAUCACAUACGCCAUCGAGCUCUUCCUGUACAUUUACGUCACCGUGAAGAAGCCAGAGGUGAACUGGGGCUCCUCUACCCAGGCUGUAACAUUUGUUAACGCCCUGAAUGACGCGCUUGUAUUAGCCGGAAUAGAUGAGCAUGUGAAGAACUUCAGACCGCAGUGUAUAGUAUUGACAGCAGCUCCAAUGACAAGACCUGCACUUCUUGAUCUAGCGCAUUCAUUCACCAAGAAUUAUGGGCUCUGCCUUACCAGCCAAGUGUUUGCUGGGCCACGGAAGCUGAUGGUUAAGGAGAUAAACAGGUGUAUGGAGAAGAACCAGGCGUGGCUGAAUAAGAACAAGAGGAAAGCCUUCUACGCAGCUGUGGCCAGUGACACCUUCCGUGAAGGAGUCCGCAGCCUCCUACAGGCUUCAGGUCUUGGUCGUAUGAAACCCAACACCUUGGUGAUCGGAUUUAAGAGAGACUGGCGACAAGUAUCCCAUACAGAUGUUCAAAGCUAUGUUGGUGUGCUACAUGAUGCCUUUGACUUUGAAUAUGGGGUAGUGAUUGUGAGGAUUAGCCAAGGCUUAGACAUCUCACACAUUCUACAGGUUCAAGAGGAAAUUGAAAGGCUGGAGAUUGAACGGCAGGCGCUCGAGACGGCUAUUAGGAACGAAGAGCUGCAAGAAGGAGGAGGUGGAAUCCGGGGGUUCUUCAAGAAAGCAAAUAAGUUUAAAAUGUCAAAUCCGGCAACAAAAGCAAGCUCAGUUAACCUGGACCAAUCAAUGCGUGGGGGUGAAUUUAACCAGAGGCUAGUGGACGCCAGUGCUCAGUUCAAAAAGAAGCAGGGCAAAGGUACCAUCGAUGUGUGGUGGCUCUUCGACGAUGGAGGGCUGACUCUCUUGAUCCCCUAUAUCCUGACAACCCGAAAGAAGUGGAAGGACUGCAAAAUGAGGGUCUUCAUCGGCGGAAAGGCCAACAGUAUCGACCAAGACAAAGCAGCGAUUGCCUCGCUCCUGAGCAAAUUCAGAAUCAAAUUUGCUGACAUCCACAUUGUUCCUGACAUCAACACCAGCCCAAACAAGGAGAGCUGGAAAUCUUUUGAGGAAACCAUCGAACCGUACCGUCUGCAUGAAUGCUCCAAAGACGGUGCGACCGCUGACACGCUGAGAAAGGAAAGCCCUUGGAAAAUCACUGAUUCAGAGCUGGAAUUGUUCAAAGAAAAGACAUAUCGACAGGUUCGUCUCAAUGAACUGCUGCAGGAGAACUCGAGGGCGGCUAAUCUUAUUAUUCUGAGCUUGCCCAUUGCCAGGAAAGGGGCUGUGUCCAAUCACCUGUACAUGGCCUGGCUGGACAUUCUCACGAAGAACCUUCCUCCUGUCGUGCUGAUCAGAGGAAACCACAAGAACGUGCUGACCUUCUACUCCUAACAGUGACACGGCCUCUUCAACCCCACUGUGGGACAAUAAAUACACCCCUGUCACAGCACGGUCUACAGCUGGCACAAUCCUGGCAGCAGAUGGAAUACAUGGUUACUACUGCCCUCUAGUGGACGUUGAAUUUCAAUGAGAAUUUAACAGUUCUUUUAAAUGUGUAAACGUACAAAUGCAGCCUAGCUUAGGCAAACUGAGAAAUCAUGCGCAUCUAAUCAAUUUUCUUUCCAGUUUUAGGGAAUCCUUUUGCGUGCGAACUUGUGUGUAAAAUAAUCUGAAAUCUAGCUAAAGUCGUAUUGGGUUAUGGACUACAUCUCCGUAUAGUUGAUCAAUUUUAUAUUUUAAAUUAGACUUGAAUAAAACUGUGAUCAUUCCUACUUUAAUACCAAGAUUAAAUAUGUUGAUAAAAAUAGUUUGAAAACUUUCUAAAAGUUAAUAAUUAUUAUUACCUGACUACACUGCUUCUGUUGCUAAUGCCAUGAUGGUAUAGAGAAACUGUACCGUUUAUUUAAAACGGUAACCAUGAACCUCUUACCUACAACAAUAAAAAAACAUUAAACACAGACACUAAGACAAGGUGCUUAUAGAUCCUUUCUGCGAUUAAUAUUUUUUACUUUUAUUUCUAUUUGAUCGUUCUUAUUGGCUUGUUAUUUUCACUCUGUACUGCAUCCCAUCCAAAACAAAUGCUUCGCUGAAAUGAAUGGCAUGUUUAAUAAAUCCUAAACAUAUGGCUCUCGUUCUAUAUUAGUUUUUCCCGGGGAAUAAAGUUUCAAAGAUUCUUCUGCAGCGCUGUACUGUUUUAUUUGCUGUUAAAAUAAAUAAAAUACCAAACCAUUUAACUUCA